AAACGACCCAAUUCGAACGCGAGAAAACUGAAGAAGGAAGCGAUUGAGAUUGGGGAGAGGGUGCUGGUGGGCAGGUUAUGCCGACCGUCGCCGCGUUCCUCCCCCGGGCUCUGCUCUUCCCUCGGCCUCGUCCCCCUUCUCCGCCGCCGCUUCCCCCGCCUCUGUCAACGGUAGUUGCCCGGCGGCAGUUCCAUCACUUCCCCUUCCCUCGGCUGCGCCUCACCAAGCCUCGCCCCCUCGUCAUCGUCGCCUCCUCCUCCUCCUCCUCCGGGGCUUCCUUCGAUGAGCUUGAUUCCGUCGGCAGAUCCGACAACCUCUCAUCCAAGGAAUCCAUUCUCUUAAACAUGGUCCAAGAGAUAGAGCCUUUGGAUGUGAGCCUUAUUCAGAAGGAUGUUCCGGCUAAAACAGUGGAUGCAAUGAAGAGGACAAUUUCUGGCAUGCUAGGUUUACUUCCUUCUGACCAGUUUCAUGUCCUUGUAGAAGCCUUAUGGGAACCACUCUUCAAGUUAUUGAUUUCGUCCAUGAAGACAGGGUACACUUUGCGCAGCGCUGAAUAUAGGCUAUACCUAGAAAGAAAUCUAGAUAUCCAUGAUGAACAUAGUGAAAAAGGAAAAAAGGAUCCUGUUGAAGAUGAUAGUCCUGAAAUGUUGUUUGGUAGCUCUCCAACAAUAUCCAGUGCCCCUGGAAGAAAUGAUGCUUAUUGCAACCAUGAAAAGAAUGAUGAGACAUCACAUGAAAAUGCGGGUAUCGACAUCCUUGGGGAGUUAUCACCUGAAGUUCAAGAAUACAUCUGCUCUCUGCAAUCUCGUUUAAAUUCUGCAGAGAAGGAGCUUUGCGACAUCAAAAGGAGGAACACUGCUCUACAGAUGCAAAAUUUUGUAGGAGAAGAAAAGAAUGAUUUGUUGGAUUAUCUAAGAUCAUUGCAACCUGAGAAGGUUGCAGAACUUUCGGAACCAACUUGCCCUGGUGUGGAAGAAACAAUACACUCAGUCGUGCAUGGUCUCCUUGCAACUCUUUCUCCAAAGGUGCAUUCAAAACCCCCGCAUCAUAUGGAAAAUCCAACAGGAGGAACCUUAGGUGUUGGAAAAGAUGACUGUGCUGAACUAGUAGAGAACACUUCGAUACAAUUUCAGCCCCUUAUAUCAGUCCCCAGGGAUUAUCUUGCACGUCUCCUCUUCUGGUGUAUGCUGCUGGGUCACUACAUCAGAGGCCUCGAAUACCGUCUAGAGCUGAUGGAACUUCUGACAAUCUCUAGCGAGGUGGAAACCGUACCACGAGAAGGUGAUUCACUUGCUUGACAGCGCCUACAGGUUUGCUUAUUUACUUCAUCAAAGAAGAGUCUCUGAUGGAUGAUUUUGAGUCCAAACUAUGAAGGAUCUUCAGAGGCAAAGCGCUCCCGCUGGUAACUAUGCUCCAACGUUCUUUAUGCCACCAACAACUAGAUUAUAAAUUUAUAAAAAUAUGUAUAUGUCAAAUAAUAACAGAGUAAAGUUGCCAUUCAACAGUUCUCUUUUUUUCUUUAUCGAGGUGCUCAAGGUGCAUCUGUUUAUUUGCUUUAUGAUGUCCAAGGUAACUAAAAGUUGUGAUUUAUUGACUGUGAACUAGAGAAAGAAUUCCUUGA
Messenger RNA from Musa acuminata AAA Group (dessert banana), 1621 nucleotides. RefSeq lists its product as uncharacterized. Bases 78 to 1298 code for a protein of 406 amino acids. The record is from RefSeq and is a predicted model, not a curated record. Lineage: Eukaryota; Viridiplantae; Streptophyta; Magnoliopsida; Zingiberales; Musaceae. The transcript is spliced from 6 exons.